AUGACCCCAUCUUGUCCGUCUGCACUACGCACGUCACGUCCCGACCCCCGCCACACGCCUGCCGCCCCAGAGCAUGCGCCGCCUCGCCGACGGCAGCAGCAGCCAACCCGCCCGCCGCGCCGUGCCCGAGCCCCGCCCGCCGCAAGCUCCGCCGCCCGCGCCCUCCGCCCCGCGCCCCGGCCGCCGCGAGCGAGCUCGGCCGCGGCCGCAAGCUCCGCCGCCUGCGCGCCCGCGCCUCCGCCCCGCGCCGCGGCCGCCGCGGGCGGGCUCAGCCCGCGCCCGGCCCCGCCCGCCCCCGCUGACGUCCGCCACGCCGCCGGCCGCGCCUGCCUCGCCCCGCCGCUGCACGCCGCGCUCGCGCCUGCCUCGCCCCCGCGCGCGUCCGCCACGCCGCCGGCCGCGCCUGCCUCGCCCCGCCGCUGCACGCCGCGCUCGCGCCUGCCUCGCCCCGCUCGCGUCCGUCACGCCGCCGGCCGCGCCUGCCUCGCCCCGCCGCUGCACGCCCCGGCCGCCCCCGCUCGCGCCUCGGCCGCCCCCGCUCGCGUCCGCCACGCCGGCGGCCGCGCCACGCCCCGCCUCGCCGCCGUCCACGCCCCGCCCGCCUCUCCGGCCGCCGUGCCCGCUUGCUCCGGCGAGACGAGAGAAGCAGGGGCAGGCGGCUCCGGCGACGCGGCUCAGGCCUCCAGCAGCAGAGGAGAGAGAGAGGGAAGGGGACAAAAGCACGGGCAGGUGGCUGCCAUGCGGGCGCGAGGACGCGGACGGGCUGUCCACGGCGGUCCGCUUUGA
Aegilops tauschii subsp. strangulata is the source of this 786-nucleotide messenger RNA. The record is from RefSeq and is a predicted model, not a curated record. NCBI's taxonomy places the organism in Eukaryota, Viridiplantae, Streptophyta, Magnoliopsida, Poales, Poaceae.